AUGGUCAUCAAGCUAACGAUGUACUCCCAAAUCAUUCUUCUCGCUCUCGUUUCCUCCACCUUCGCUCAAACAUGUAUUACAGGAACUGAUGUAGGACCUUGCACCACCCCUUGCCCUUCUGGAACUCAGUGCGAUGCUGGUCGCGCCAACUGCUGCGUCCUUAAUAACUCGACAACAUCCACUAGCUGUGUCGAUAAGACCAAUCCUCGCACUGGAGUUUCUGACUGCCCAGCCAGAUCCAACUUGUGUAACGAUUCUGUAUACUAUGACUUGAUGACAGUUCAAUGCCCAAGAACUUGCAACAGAUGCGGAGUUGCCUCCUCAACCACCACAUCAUCAACCACCACAUGUGUUGAUUUGACUGGCCCAAGUGGAGUUUCGGACUGUGCUAGAAGAGCUAACUUGUGUAACGAUGCCACCUACAGAACUCUCAUGAGACAACAAUGUCCCAGAACUUGUGGCUUCUGUUAA
Auanema sp. JU1783 is the source of this 471-nucleotide messenger RNA. The record is from the annotation of a GenBank genome assembly. NCBI's taxonomy places the organism in Eukaryota, Metazoa, Nematoda, Chromadorea, Rhabditida, Rhabditidae.